This is a messenger RNA of Pyrus x bretschneideri (Chinese white pear), 2264 nucleotides long. RefSeq names its product ABC transporter B family member 28. Gene Ontology annotation, cellular component: membrane. The transcript is spliced from 16 exons. The record is from RefSeq and is a predicted model, not a curated record. Gene Ontology annotation, biological process: transmembrane transport. Bases 1 to 2121 code for a protein of 706 amino acids. NCBI's taxonomy places the organism in Eukaryota, Viridiplantae, Streptophyta, Magnoliopsida, Rosales, Rosaceae. Gene Ontology annotation, molecular function: ABC-type oligopeptide transporter activity; ATP binding; ATP hydrolysis activity.
AUGACCUCUCUCGUACUCUCUCUCCCUCUCACUCCCACCCCGACGGGCGCUCGCACAGUCGCCUCCAAACUUGCCCUCUCCUCUCUCCGCCAAUCACAUCCCUUCCCGCGGUUUCCACUCCGCCUCCGAAAACCCAUAAAGACCACCGCCGCCUCAUUCGCCUACGUGUCCGGACCCGCCUCCGACGCGAUUGUCAGCGAGCCCGACCCGAAACUUGACGAGUCCGACGCCAAUGUCCAGCCCCCGAGCGUGAUUGGCUGGGGCCUCUUAUGGAGCCUCCUGCUCAAGCACAAGCUGCGGCUCGCCGUCUCCGCCUUCGCCCUCAUCGGCUGCAGUGCCUGCACUCUCUCAAUGCCCAUAUUUUCGGGGCGGUUUUUUGAAGUGCUAAUUGGGAAGAGGCCGGAGCCUUUGUGGAAGCUGCUGAGUAAAGUCGGUGUCUUGUAUGCAUUGGAGCCAAUUUUAACGGUCAUCUUUGUUAUUAAUUUGAAUACUAUUUGGGAAAAAGUUAUGUCCACGCUCAGAGCUCAGAUUUUUGGAAGGGUUUUGAUUCAGAAGGUCGAAUUUUUUGACCGUUACAAGGUUGGUGAACUGACGGGAUUGUUGACAUCUGAUUUGGGUUCUGUUAAAAGUGUUGUGAGCGACAACAUAUCGAGGGACCGAGGAUUCAGGGCACUUACUGAGGUUAUCGGGACAGUAUGCAUACUGUUUACUUUGGCUCCCCAACUUGCCCCAAUCUUGGCGGUGCUGAUGCUCACUGUGUCUAUUUUAGUUGCUGUAUACAAGAGAUCAACUGUGCCUGUUUUCGUGGCUCAUGGAUUGGCGCAAGCAUCUAUAUCUGAUUGUGUGUCAGAAACAUUUUCUGCCAUACGCACUGUAAGAUCCUUUGGUGGGGAAAAGCGCCAAAUGAUAACAUUUGGUAGACAGGUGCUAGCUUACCAGAGCAGUGGGAUAAAGCUUGGGACUUUUAAAUCUGUUAAUGAAUCUUUGACUCGAGUUGUUGUUUACAUAUCUCUAAUGGCCUUAUAUUGUCUUGGAGGAAGCAAAGUGAAGGCGGGUGAACUCGCUGUUGGAACUGUGGCUUCUUUCAUUGGUUAUACUUUCACAUUAACAUUUGCUGUUCAAGGUCUGGUUAACACCUUUGGAGACCUUCGUGGAACUUUUGCUGCUGUGGAGAGGAUUAACUCUGUUUUAUCUGGGGUAGAAAUUGAUGAGGCCCUCGCUUAUGGUUUAGAAAGGGAAAUGCAACAAAAGAAAUUACUUGAUGAAAAUUACAGAUUGUUCCUCAUAGAUGGUCUGAGCGAGACAAAUCAGUCAGUAAAUACACAUUACAUGUCAGCUCUGAAAUCGGGUAGUAACGUUAGUCGCUUAGCUUGGUCUGGCGAUGUUUGUCUUGAAGAUGUGCAUUUCUCUUAUCCUUUGAGACCUGAUGUAGAAAUUCUAAAUGGUCUAAAUCUAACGCUAAAGUGUGGAACUGUAACUGCUCUAGUCGGCUCAAGUGGUGCAGGAAAAAGUACUAUUGUACAGCUACUGGCACGUUUCUAUGAGCCAAAUAGAGGCCGUAUAACGGUUGCAGGAGAGGAUGUUCGAACAUUUGACAAGAGUGAAUGGGCACGGAUUGUUUCUAUAGUCAGUCAGGAACCUGUACUCUUUUCGGUAUCUGUUGGAGAAAAUAUUGCAUAUGGGCUUCCGGAUGAUCACGUGUCAAAGGAUGACGUGAUAAAAGCCGCAAAAGCUGCAAAUGCUCACGAGUUCAUAAUUUCACUUCCACAGGGUUACGAUACACUGGUUGGUGAACGUGGAGGUCUACUUAGUGGUGGCCAGAGACAGAGAGUCGCUAUUGCGAGAGCUCUGCUUAAGAACGCCCCAAUCCUAAUACUUGACGAGGCCACCAGUGCGUUGGAUGCAGCGAGUGAGCGCCUAGUCCAGGAUGCACUGGACCAUCUGAUGAAGCGGAGGACAACGUUGGUGAUUGCUCACCGAUUAAGCACAGUUCAGAAUGCGCAUCAAAUUGCAUUGUGUUCUGAUGGGAGGAUAGCUGAACUAGGAACCCACUCUGAAUUAUUGGCCAAGAAAGGUCAAUACGCUUCACUGGUUGGCACUCAGAGGCUGGCAUUUGAAUGAUUUUGAAACAUCUCCGAUUGUUGAAAACAAGUAAACGACAACGGAGCACACAAGUGAGUUGUAUCCAUAUAGCAUAUAAAGUGAUGGCUGUAGUUACAGAACAAGAACGAUAGCACAGAAAAAAAUUCAUAACUUUUAUGGUA